UUUUAUUUUGCCACUGCGGUGCGACAGAACAGUGCAGUUAAAAAAUUAGAGCUACUUCGAAAUUGCGAGCUAAGGCCAACAAGACCCCUUCACUCUCAAUGACACCCCACCUCUUACCCUGUGCGCGCGGAGAUCCAGUCCGCAUAUUAGCGGACACCGCAGAGCUUUCAGCUGCAGGGAGGAGCGUGGCGGCCGAGGAGCAGCCAAGUGGGGAUGUGGGCUUAUUCGCCGCCGGAAUAGGCAUCUGACUGAAAAAGCAAUAGAAAGAAAGAAGGGAAGAAAAGAAAAGAAAGAAAAAGAGAUCGGCUGACAGAAGAGGGCGAUGCAGCAGGCGUGCAAGUGCGGAGAGCCGUGGCGCCGCAGCGCAUCUCGUUGACAGCGCCGCAUCCAGCAUCCCACACUAGCGAGCGAGGGAGCGACCUCGUCCUACGUAGCCCAGGCCUUUCAUGGAGGCUCUUCCAUCCUUGCUGAACAUGAAGUAAUGCUUUUCCGUUUGAGCUUGGCGUGUUUCUGAGCUGCUGCUCCCAAUGGCUUCUCAGCAGCGCGCUCGCCGGCCCAGCGCCAUGAGUUCUGAGGAGAAAGCCUCGACCCCUCUGCACAAGAGUUCGACCCCAGUGCAUAAGACCACCCCCUCUGUGGCGUCCUCUCAGAGGGACAGUAGGCAGGAAGGGGACAGCUGGGAAAUCAUUGAAGGACUCAAGAUUGGCCAAACCAACGUCCAGAAACCAGAGAAACAUGAAGGGUUCAUGCUGAAGAAGCGGAAAUGGCCCCUAAAAGGCUGGCACAAGCGGUUCUUCGCCCUGGAUAACGGGAUGCUGAAGUAUUCCAAGUCACCCAUUGAAAUUCAGAAAGGAAAGCUUCAUGGCAGCAUCGACGUCGGCCUGUCAGUGAUGUCAAUCAAGAAGAAACUGCGGCGGAUCGACCUGGACACAGAAGAUCACAUCUAUCAUUUGAAGGUCAAAUCUCAGGAGGUUUUUGAUGCCUGGGUGGUGAAGCUGAGACACCACCGCCUCUACCGGCAAAAUGAAAUUGUACGCUCACCUAGAGACACCAGCUUCCAUGGGUUUCCUUCACCAAAUGCAGAGCCAGGCCUGCCGGUGACAGAGGGACAGGUAAAACCCGCCAGCCUGCCAUGGCAGCAUCAAGGAUGCAGCAGUCUCCCCACCUCGUACAGCAACGGGCAAAGCAAGGUGGCAGCCUGGCUUCAGGAGUCGGACGACAUGGACAAGUGCUCUGAGGAGCUCACCCACUGUCAGUCAUGCCUCGUCGACCUCAGCAAGUUGCUACAGAACCUCGAGAUCCUGCAGAGAACCCAGUCAGCCCCAAAUUUUACUGACAUGCAGGCCAACUGCUUGGAUCUCGGCAAGAAAGACAAACGCACAGGCCGGAGGUGGAGGACGAAAAGCGUCAGCAAAGAUGCUAAAGUGCAGCUGCAGGUCCCCUUGAGCUCCUCCAUGUCCCCAGUCCGUUUGCACGCGUCCAACCCCAACAUCUGUGCAGACCUGGCAGAUUUUCAAGCACCGGUGGGCAGGCUGGUAGACCCCUUUGAGUACGCCACCGACUACAUCAAACUGCAGGAGGAAUUCUGCCACAUUGCACAGAAAGUGCAUUCUUUCCUGAGGUCGGCCUUCAACACAGUAGCAAUAGAAAAAGAGAAAAUCAAGCAGCUGCUCUUAGAGCAGGAGCAGGCGGGCAGCAGCAACCAGCUGGCAUCACUGCGGAGGUCUUUAUCACAGGCACUCAACCAGAAUGCUGAGCUGAGAACACGCCUUAACCGUAUCCACAAUGAGUCGACCCUCUCAGAACAGGUCGUCAGCGUGAACAUCAUCCCCAGCCCCGAUGAGCCCAGCGAUCAAAUCCAUGUCGGCAUCCCCCUGACACAGCAGGUCUCCAAUGAGAGCAGGCUCUCCAUGUCGGAAUCCGUUUCGGAAUUCUUUGAUGCACAGGAAGUGCUUUUGUCAGCAAGUUCAUCUGAGAAUGAGGCGUCAGAUGACGAGUCCUACGUGAGCGAUGUCAGUGACAACAUUUCAGAGGACAACGCCAGUGUAGCUGACAGCAUUUCCAGGCAAAUACAGAAUGGAGACCUGGCACGGGGGGCGUUCCGCAAUGGCCGCCGCAGUUGUCUGCCCGCUCCGUCUCAUGACACCAGCAGCAUCAACCUGUGGAACGUCCUGCGGAACAACAUUGGCAAAGAUCUGUCCAAGGUGUCCAUGCCGGUGGAGCUCAAUGAGCCUCUCAACACCUUGCAGCACCUCUGUGAGGAGCUGGAAUACUCGGAGCUGCUGGACAAGGCUUCCGAGACCGAGGACCCUUAUGAGCGUAUGAUUCUUAUUGCUGCGUUUGCAGUUUCAGGGUAUGCGUCCACGUACUACAGGGCAGGAAGUAAACCUUUCAACCCCGUCCUGGGGGAAACGUAUGAGUGCAUUCGGGAGGACAAGGGCUUCUGCUUCUUCUCUGAGCAGGUCAGCCACCAUCCACCCAUUUCAGCAUGCCACUGUGAAUCCAAGAAGUUUCUCUUUUGGCAAGAUAUGAGAUGGAAAAAUAAAUUCUGGGGGAAGUCCAUGGAGAUCAUUCCAAUUGGAGCAGUGAACGUCACCCUCCCAAAGUUCAAUGACCAAUACGAGUGGAACAAAGUGACAACCUGCAUUCACAACAUCCUCAGCGGCAGGAGGUGGAUAGAGCACUAUGGCGAGAUAACCAUAAGGAACACCAAAAGCAGCGCCUGCAUUUGCAAACUCACCUUCAUCAAGGGGAACUACUGGAGCUCAAAUGUUAAUGAAGUCCAUGGAUUUGUGAUGGACCAGGAAGGGAAAGUUGUCCAUCGGCUGUUUGGGAAGUGGCAUGAAGGCCUCUACUGUGGUAUCCCACCCUCAGCAAAGUGUGUCUGGCGGCCAGGCUCCAUGCCCACAGACUAUGAACGCUACUAUGGCUUCACAAGGUUUGCCAUUGAACUCAACGAGCUUUGCCCUGAAAUGAAGGACCUGCUGCCCCCCACUGAUGCCCGAUUUAGGCCAGACCAAAGGUAUCUGGAGGAAGGGAACGUUGAAGCAGCAGCCUUAGAAAAGCAAAGGAUCGAGGAGCUGCAGCGAGUACGCAGAAGGUACAACGAUGAGAACAACAUCAAGUAUGAACCCCGCUUUUUCAAGAAGGUGAUCGAUUCCAAUCAGAGGGAAAGGUGGGUCAGCAACAGCACCUACUGGGACCUGCGCAAAUCCCCUGGCUUCAGCAAACUGGACUACCUAACGCUUUGGUAACAGCUAGCAAGGAGGAGACGCUUACCUAUGCACAAAUAUAUAACGAUUUACCGUGUUGCAGCUUUGGGUUUUCGGGGGGUGACGACGGUAAAGUUUUAGAACACCGGGGGACGGACGUUCACAUCCCCGUUGACCGCAAGCACCAGCAGAAGCCCCAUUUCAAAUGAGGAGAUGGCAGGAUGACCUCCCCCCCCCAUGGGCACCACAGGGGGGAGCAAAGCAGAAAGCUGUCGCCAGCUUUUAACCAUCUGCGCUUGCCUUAAGAGAGACCCCUUUAGGAGUGGCACCAUGCCAGUCUAGGUCAGCACAUGAGAAAUGGCACACGCAAGCAAGAAGGGACAACAGGGAGCCGAGGAAGCGCGGAAGGUUUUCACAUGAAAAUAAAUACACUCAAGAUAUGGGUUCACCCAAGAGCGUUCUGGAUCACGGUGCGUAACCCCCUCCCUGUCACCAUGUGCCAACGCUCCCCUCCACUCCCAUUAGAAACAACAGGUAAAGGCAUUUUAAAAACGAUUCAAAUUGUGUGUGUCUUUAAAAUACGGUGUCACCAGCUGGGGGCGCUGCGCUUACUUAUUUUGAUAGUAAAGGAGAGAACAGGGUUCAAGUGUCCCUCUGCUGUGGGAAGAAAAGAUGCUGCCACAGGCUACAUGUUCAGAGUUCUGGCUUUUGUUUUUCUUCAGAUGGAAAUAACUCUGCUUUAAGUUUGGUGCCUCGUUUAUUUCUAACUUAGAGUCGUCACAUGAAAAAGUGGUGAAAAGUCCCACGAUAUCUUGAGGGAAAAGUGGUAAGAAGCCCCGUCCCCAUGUUGAGACAAACUGCAGAGAAGCCCCACCCUGUCUUCAAGUAAAAG
Messenger RNA from Erpetoichthys calabaricus (reedfish), 4104 nucleotides. RefSeq names its product oxysterol binding protein-like 6 (gene osbpl6). Gene Ontology annotation, cellular component: intracellular membrane-bounded organelle; plasma membrane; perinuclear endoplasmic reticulum. NCBI's taxonomy places the organism in Eukaryota, Metazoa, Chordata, Cladistia, Polypteriformes, Polypteridae. The transcript has 23 exons. Gene Ontology annotation, molecular function: cholesterol binding. The record is from RefSeq and is a predicted model, not a curated record. Bases 528 to 3254 code for a protein of 908 amino acids.